GGCACCUCCCCGCUCCUCCAUAGAUCUGGUUGCCCCCCUUGUACUAACCUAACACCAUGCACUUCUUCUGCACCUCCUGGCUGCUGUAGUUCCUGAGAUUGUGUUCCCCCUCUCCUUUUCCCAACGAUCUGGACUUCAGACCCCCUCCUCGCGUCAUGUCCCGACGCCUGAAGCCGGUUCCGCUGCAGGACCGUGUGCUUCUUUUUUAACUGGAUCUACUUUUCUUUUCUUUUUUUUUUGGAGGGCAUGCUCUGCCCGUCUCUUGAGAACACUUGCCAAGAGAAGAAAAGUAAGAAGAAGAGGAGGGUAGAAGAAGAAGAAGAAGCGGCAACAGCGACACACGAAGAAGAAGAGAUAAUCUUCAGAGAGAGUAAAACUUCCUUGUAGAUGUUCGAUCAAACCACGACUAUGGGCGAUGGGAGCCACCGCUGUGGACCCAACCCGCUGUGUCCGGACCGGAUGGAGACAAAGUGCCGCGCCGAGAUAGGGAGCAGGUCCCCGGUUCAGAGCUCCACCGACACCCCGGGGACGUCAGCGUCCACGCCGACGUCCUCCAGCGAGGACGGACACGACAAACUGUUGGGAGUGGACCCUGACUACUGCCGGAGGAUACUAGUGAGAGACGCCAAAGGCACCAUCCGGGAGAUCGUCCUGCCAAAGGGCCUCGACUUGGACCGGCCAAAGCGCACGCGGACCUCCUUCACUGCCGAACAGCUGUAUCGGCUCGAGCUCGAGUUCCAGCGGUGCCAGUAUGUGGUGGGCCGCGAGCGUACAGAGCUCGCGAGGCAGCUGAACCUCUCCGAGACACAGGUUAAAGUUUGGUUCCAAAACCGGCGGACCAAGCAGAAAAAAGACACCACCAAGGACUCCGACAAACGCUCCUCCACCUCCAACGAGUCCUUGGCCACCUGCAACAUCCUGCGCCUCUUGGAGCAGGGCCGCCUCCUGUCGGGCCCUGUCCCUCCCAACUCUCUCCUCGGGCCUCCUCCACAUCCGGCUAACGGCUCCCUGCUGAGCAGCCCUGGCGGAGGCUCCUCCACCUCUCCUGGGAUCAGCAGCAGCACUCCUCCAAACUCCCUAUCCGGAGGCUUCGGGCUGUCCCUGUCCUCGCUGGGCGGCGCUCCACCCUCUCCGCGGCUUGGCGUCCCACCGCCGCACUCACUUUGCUUCUCCAUGCCACUGCUGGGGGGCGCUCAUCACGAACUCACCUCCGCCUACGGGUGCGGAUCUUCAGCUUUUGAGCCUUACAUGCGGCUGGACAGGAAGGAGACGGAUCUGGGAGGGAAGAAGACGGUUUCUUAAGUUGUCGUCCCUCCUUUAGGACACAGUGGUGCUGGGACUUAAAAGACAACUCCUUAGCUGCCUUUUUGACACCUGACAGGCAACACUCAGGGGGAAGAAACCCUGCUGGAUCACAAGAAAUCCUAAAAAAGGAAAGUUGCUUUCCUUGCGGCACCAUUGUGUGCCACAGCACUGACACAAAAUAAGAGAAAAUGACUCGAUGUGACGGACUUUGCCACAUGAAAAAGAAACAAUACUUGUGAAUUUUUUUGCAGAAAUGCAGUGAGUGUACGUGUGUGACCCCUGACAGACAGAUGUUUUGAUCUCCACUCUCUUCGCAGUGGUUUUAAGUGACUCUUCACUUUGUGUCCAGUGAGUUUGUGUGUGUGUGUGUGUGUGUGGUGUUUGUCUCUAUACAGGCCUUCAUUUACUGUUCAGGAAAAAAAUAAUAAUACUUGACAUGAGAAGU
This is a messenger RNA of Labrus bergylta (ballan wrasse), 1750 nucleotides long. RefSeq names its product ventral anterior homeobox 2 (gene vax2). Gene Ontology annotation, biological process: brain development; central nervous system development; regulation of transcription by RNA polymerase II. Gene Ontology annotation, molecular function: DNA-binding transcription factor activity, RNA polymerase II-specific; RNA polymerase II cis-regulatory region sequence-specific DNA binding. The record is from RefSeq and is a predicted model, not a curated record. NCBI's taxonomy places the organism in Eukaryota, Metazoa, Chordata, Actinopteri, Labriformes, Labridae. Gene Ontology annotation, cellular component: nucleus.